Sarcophilus harrisii (Tasmanian devil) is the source of this 3504-nucleotide messenger RNA. RefSeq names its product tetraspanin-33-like. The transcript has 9 exons. Gene Ontology annotation, cellular component: membrane. Lineage: Eukaryota; Metazoa; Chordata; Mammalia; Dasyuromorphia; Dasyuridae. The record is from RefSeq and is a predicted model, not a curated record. Bases 664 to 1518 code for a protein of 284 amino acids.
AGGAUUUAUAAAGUAUUUGAUCCACAAUCACACUGUGGUAAGUAUUGUGAUUAGUCUCAUUUCAAAGAUGAGAAAAUUGGGUGAGCAAUUUAUUCCUGAUCACAUAGCUAAAUAGGUAGUAUGUGAACUCAGCUGAUCUGCCCCUAGAGCACCAGCCUCAAUGGAGCCCUUAGGUUUUAUAUGUCCAGAUCUUCUCCAUCUUGGGCUCUGUCCCUUUAUGGUUAUGCUAAUGGUUUUAGCUUUAAUGCUUCUUUAAUGCUUAUUCUGAAAUAGUUUUUUUAAGGAAAAACCACUGACUUCUGUUUUUCUUUCUGUCUGUUUUAGAUGUAACCCUGAGCAGAAAGAAUUAGAAUCAGAGACUUGAAUUUGAAUCCUGCUGUGUGACAUCAGACAAAUCAGGGUUAAUCUGAACAAGUCCAAUUACCCAUAGGUAGUAGAAAUUCUUUUCUGGGAGUCAAUAUCUCCUUUCAAAUGCACAUGUUUAAAGUAAUGUAGACUGAAGACCAGGGUGGGGCAAGCCUUGAAUGCCAGGCCAUGAACAAGAUGGGACUGUGCAUGUUGAAAUCUGCUCCUCUGCCUGGAGAGAAGGCGGGCCCGAUGUGAUCCAGAGAAGAUAACCCAGAAGUCCCUGCUGUGGAUGUGCGGCCAGCCGCUGCCGGAGCAAUGCGAACCAACCAACUCGUGAAAUAUAUUUUGUUUAUUUCUUGUUACCUCUUCUGGGUGGCCAGUGGUCUAAUGAUAGCCAUGGGUUUGUAUGCAAAGCUCUCCAAAGAAUCAGGUGCUGUGGAUUCCCUGCUGGCAGAGCCCUCUCUCAUUGUCAUCAUUGUGGGGAUCCUCACAUUCAUUGUCACCUUUGUGGGCUGUACUGGUGCCCUUAGGGAUAUACCCUUGCUGCUGAAAAUAUUUGCUGUGAUCUUGCUGUUGAUCUUCAUGCUCCAGGUGGUGGCUGUGGGAGUAGCCUUUCUCUUCUCUGGCCAGGUGAUGGAUAAGGCUGCAUUUCUCAUGGGAAAAGCCAUAGCCAGCUACCGGGAUGACCUGGAUUUACAAAAUCUCAUUGACUACAUACAGAAGAAGUUUGAGUGCUGUGGGGUGCGUUCCUACAAAGACUGGUCCCAGAAUGAAUAUUUUGACUGUAGCAGUUCCAAUCCAAGCUUGGAACGUUGUGCUGUCCCUUUUUCCUGCUGCAUCCCCGAGGAGGAACAGAAUUUUCUUAACACCAUGUGUGGCUAUGGGACCCAGAAUCUGAAAGCCUGGAAGGCAGAAAGUUUGAUCUACACAGAGGGUUGUUUGGAGAAGAUAGUCACUUGGGGACGGAGUAACCUAUAUCUGAUCGCUGGAUUGGCUCUGGGCCUUUUAGCAAUGGAGGUUAUUGUCUUCUCUUUGACUGUGACGCUAAUUUAUCAGAUCAGCUUUAUAAUUCAGAAGAGAACCAACACAAAGAGAAUUCUAAGAGAAUUGGACCAGAAAGAGGAGAAUUCUGGGCUUUCUUCAGCCCUACCUAGGGAGGAAUGUAGAUGAAGAACAUGAGAGGCAGUGGAUUAAAGACAAACUUUUUAGCUCAAGUCAGCCCAGAGGGAAAGCUAAGGAGCCACAUUCAACUAGAAUCAUUGCCUGUGAAUGAAUCCAUGACAUCUGGAAUGCAGCAGAUGCUUCUUCCAGCCAGUCCUCAUGCAUCUUGAGGGGAAAAAAUUAAGACUUAGAAAAUUUGAGUUUGAGUCUUGGAUUUGCUAUUAACUUACCAAUUAUAUCCCCUCAGUUUUUCUUUUUAAAAAUUCAAUUUUAUUUCAUUUUUCCAUCUCCCCAUUUUCCCCCUUACCUUCCAGCUUCCCACUUGGAGAAGGCAAGGAAAACAAAAUCAUUACAAAUAUGCAGAGCCAUGCCAAACACUUUUCUGUGUUAUGGACCUCGGUUUGUGUUGGAUUGGGGAGUCUGUAAGAUCUUUUUUUAGCUCUAAAAGUCAACAUUCUGUUUUUGUAGGUCCCUUUCAGCUUUCACAUUUUAUACUUUAUGCUCUACAGAUUUGUGUUUUAUGUUUAGGGCCCUCCCAUUUCUGACUUCCCUCCUGACACUGGCAUUAGUAUUUAUUAAUACUAAUAAAAAAUUAGUAUUAAUUUUUCUUUUGGUUUUGAGCCUAUGUUUUUCUUUACUUGUACAGAAUGGUACCUCCCCUUCAACUUAAAGCCUUAGAGAAAAAGUUACUUGAUUUUUUAAAAAAAAUUAAUAAUUUAAUAAUUUUGCCUGGGAUCCCCCACAGUCAGUAUUUGUCAGGGGUGAUCUUCAUGACUGCAAAGCUGAUUCUCUAUCUGCUAUGUUGUAAUGCUUCUCAUGACUGUAUUCCAAUGAAAAGAAGUGCUUUUCUUGUGAGAUUUCUGAUGUUUCUGCUGUUAUCCAGAAGAUCAGGCCGGUCACAUUCGGAAUAGUAAACAUGGAGAUGACUUAUCACUGAGGGUCCAGUUCCAGGAGGCAAGAGAAGGCCACAAAAAUGCAACUCUACAGGCCUAGAUGUUUCUGUAUCUGUUUAAAGAUUUAGAAGAUUUGAACAAAAUCAGACAUGAGACAUUGCAAAUCCUGCAAUAAACAUGAAUGUUGUGGGAUUUUUUGUUUGUUUGUUUUUUUAAAGGAAUCUAAAAUACCUGAGGGAGAGAAGGUUGGGAGUUUGAGAAGAAAGUUAAAUCUGAAUACCAAGAGUCAAGCAGUUCCUGAAUAAAUUGCUCCAGGUUUAGUAUGAUGUACAUAUUGUUGAGCUAACAAACAAUGACUCAAGCAUUUAUUAUGUUCUAUGGGCAGGAACUCGAUUGUAGGUAUAAUCUUCAAUGGCCCCACAGAUUGGUUUGUUUUUUCAAGCUUUUUCAAGCUUUUCAAAUUUCAUUUCUCUCAAAGUUAUUAUCAGUCAAUCAGCAAGUCAGUCAAGAAACUAUGGGGGCAGAACCAUCCAACAGCUCCAGAGUCAGAAUGGGUAGUCAUAUAGUCAAGAAACCUCAAUUCCAAUCCUGCCUCAGAUAUUAGUUGUGUAACUCCCAGUCAUUAAAUCUCUGUGUCCAAAUGCCACCUUCUAUAUGAAGUGACUGCUGCACUCCCAUCCCAAACCACUUUGUAGUGAUUCUGUAUCUGUCAUUUAUGUGUUUAUGUAAUGGGGGAUUGGCCAAGGAAAACUGAGAGCUGGGACCAUCUGGGUAUACAUGUUGGAGGAUUCUUCUCUCUCUAUUUGAGAGCCUGUGUAGAUAGAUAUUCUGUGACUACUUCUAUUCUACUGACUGUGUGAUUUUUUAAUUGGCCCUUGAGUUGGAACUGGAACUAUACACAAAUGAUUCCCACAUGGGCAACUCAAUCUUUCUCCCUGUUGCCUGUGUUCCAGUGAGGAGGACAAACUGUUGGGGGCUUCUGGGUCAAGGAGGGACCUAGUUUGUUUCUCAUCUAAACCACUUCCAAUCUGAACAAUGCAUGGUUGUUCCAUUGCUUCUGUUUUUUUUAAUCUUAUUUAUUUUUUCUGUGAGCAAAUAUUUA